Messenger RNA from Mixia osmundae IAM 14324, 3246 nucleotides. RefSeq lists its product as uncharacterized. NCBI's taxonomy places the organism in Eukaryota, Fungi, Basidiomycota, Mixiomycetes, Mixiales, Mixiaceae. The transcript is spliced from 8 exons. Bases 1 to 3138 code for a protein of 1045 amino acids. The record is from RefSeq and is a predicted model, not a curated record.
AUGUCCGAGCCUAUUGACAUACCAUGUCAGACUGCGAGCCAGCUGGACACUCACCAUUUGCCCUUCAGAGCGAAUCCACAAGGGCCACCCUCUGCAGGCGAAGGAUAUCUAUUCGGUCCGGCGUCAAGCGACUCGGAGCAGAGAUCCGACCUCAGCUCAGCUCUCUGCUCGAUCAGCUCAGCUGCCGCUCAUCCGAGUUUGGCGAGCGAGAUCGCGACGUCCACUCAGGCCAGCGAGCUCUCCACGCCGACGACUGAAGUCAUCGAUCUUACUACCGAAUCCAAAUCGAUCGAUAUAUUGGGAGAGCACGGACAAGCGAUGUCGGACGUCUGCGCGCCUACUGAAGCAAUAGCGGGUUAUGAAAAUGCAGUGAUCACAGCCGCGCGGACUGCGCCUCCGCUUGCACAAGCUUCGACGCCUGCGGCCGGGUCCCCUCUACCUUGCACACCUCCUCGGCCUGUCUGGCCUGGCUCAAGUCGAUGGGUAGAUGGCAAGGGCCGUCCGAGCUCCCCUCGCGGCAGCCCGGAUCGUGCAGCGCGCACGAGUAGUCCACAGAAGCUACAUGAUCGAUACGAGAGUCUCUCAGACAGCCCUCGACCGCCGAGCACGCCCAAGCGACAGUACGCGCUCAGGGAUGACCUAUUCAACCAGGUCUGGGACACUUCACCCCAUGGUCACGCUGCAUCGCGCAAGCUGCCGGGCUUGACAAGGUCUCAGCGUGCCAGCGAUGCAAGGCAGAGAUGGCAAGCAAACGAACGCGAUCGCCUGGCACGCAACAUUGCGCAGCACGAGCGGCGCAAAAGGGCAGUCGCGAGAGCUUUAGUCCUCUCAGUGUUGCUCAUCGGCGCAUCGCUGGUCAUACUAUCGCGGAUCGACACAUCAUCAAUAGACACUGUCCUUUUGCCUCAUUUUCAUGCGCGUCGCAGCCAGUCGCGUGCCGAAAAUGCCAGCGUGGGCUACGAAUGGCUCAAUCCGGAAGUGAUAGACAGUAGCACAUAUCAAGAAGCGAUUACGCAGUCGGAGCGAGAGAUCGCCUUGGCCUACCAGCUCGUGAAAGACGACCUAGGUAUCACGCAGGCCAAUUUGAGCAGCGAUACAUUUGGCAUCCUUCCCCUCGCCGCCAUCGACAAUUAUGCUCAGCGCAUGUACGGUCUGCCCUAUGGCGUUCGAAGUGGAAUCAUGGUGCAAGGACCGCAUUCGUCUGUUGCAGGUAUUGACGAUGCUACGACGAAGCCUACCGCUAGUAGUGACCAGUCGACCAGCUCGGCUCGUCAAGCGCACCGCACGCAUGCACAUGUACAUAGCCACAAACAUCACCAUCACCAUCAGCAUGGUCACCCGAAGGACGCAGGCGAAGAGAUCUUGUGGACACUCAGAUGGGAUAAGGAUGAUCGUAGCAGCGCGUUGCGUAAACGAGACCUCGCCACGAGCACAACUGUCGUCACUUGCACUGUCCCAUUUCCCAGCACACAAGUCAUCGUCGAGAGCGUGCCUGCAGCAACGGUGACGACAAUCAAGACACGCAAUAUUUUUCACACGUCGACAGUGACGGAGACCGACCAGGAUACUACGACAGUCUACAAGACUCGCCUGACGACAGAUAGCGUCACAGAGACUGCGGUCAGAACGACGAAGCAGACCAUCCAUGCAAUUAUCGUCCAUACCAAGACCGUCACAAUUCAGCAGGCUGAAGCGACAGCGGCGGCUUCCAUGACCUCGUCGAUCGAAGAGCAAAACGAGCAAACGACAAGCUCUUCCUUCGACGCUGAGGAGGAGCCAGAGACCGUGUACGAGACGGCUACGGCAGUCGUCACCGAUCUCUCCUACGCCACAGUGACGAUGGAAGCUGAUUCGACACAUCGCAUACACAAAGAGGCGCGCGAGCGAGCCAGGCAGGCGCGACACGCUCAACACCAGAACAAGCAUCAUCAUGAUCAUUCACCUUCUGGUGGCGGCGUCAAACGUCGUGCGUUACCGAGUGGAACGACAGACACCAGCACACAAAUAUGGCGUAUUCAGAAUGCGAGUGGCGGUAGAGAUCUUGCCUAUAUAUUUGGCUAUUCAGAUGGCUGGCCCUGGGGCAACACGAAAGUCGAGUUCGUCGAGAGUGUCGACCCCGCGAUACCUCUACAUUUCGAGCACCUUACCAGCUCGUCUCUCUCUCAGGCAGCCUUUGCUUCCGGCUAUGCGCCUUCAAGCGUGGACGCGAUACACUCGACUCGUGUCAUCAUUAUGACGGUAGAGACCAUACUGCGCGCCCGCUCUCUCGGUCCAGGUCAGCAUCGCGAUUACUCCGCUGAAGUCAUUACUAGCUCAUCGACCGCUCACGGCUCGAUUGCUACGUCGCAUUUGGAAGAGCAAGCAGCGACAUCGAAAGAACCAGCUCGACAACACGAUGUCAUUCUGGAAGCGCGACCGGAUAGCUCACCGGCCCGUAGUCUGUCUGUGGGAUUGGAACAAGCUGUUGGCCUACCUGUGGCUCCCCGCAGUGUAUCAACCAUGCGGCUCACUUACGACGUGCUCUUUCCGGAGACCUUUAACUUUCGAAGCCAAGGGAAGCUUCCUGGUCUUCACGGAAGGCUAGGUACCGCGAACUACACGAUCAGCCCGACAUGGGAAAAGAAUGGGACUGGUCUCCUUCUGAUCGACGCAGAGAAUGUCCGGCAAUCUGGACAAGCUUGUAAAGCGCCUCCGCAAACGGACUGCAGAUGGAAGGGCAAGAUCUACGCGGGCAUCGGAGCAUGGUCGUUCCCUGCCGGUUCCUGGAGCAAGCUCGACAUAUGCAUUGCUCAGACUUCGCCUGCUUCGAUGAAAGUAUCCAUCUUUGUUAAUGACACUCUCGCAACGCAAGCUACAGACGUGACGUUUACAUCGUCCCAAGCGACAGUGAAACGCGAGACAGACGAAUGCUUUGAAUGUCAAGGUCCUCGCGCGCUCGAGAAUGACUUGCACGACACGCUACUCAGUACACAAGGGUCAUCCGAGGUUGCUCAGUCGACUCUCAAUCCGACCCGCUGCUAUUUUCAAGGCAUCUCUCUCAUGCUCUUCGGAAGUGGCUUCUUCACAGGCUUGAGCGUCCAGAAGGCUCGCGAGACGCUAUACCUUGCAAACUUUGCUUUGGAGUUGAGCAAUGACUGACAGUACAGCAAGCUCAGGCGGAGACGUCGAUGUAGCUAGCACUGGUCAUGCGGCCGCGCACCGCCGAGCCAAGUGUGCUACGCGAGCGAUGCAUCAGCGGAUAACCUU